GGUUUUGUGCGCAGGGCGGCAGGUGUAGCGAUGAGGAGCGAAGCUCGGCGGGCUGCGGAGGGUGUCCCCGCACGGCAGCCCCGACAGCAGCCCGCUCUCGGGAGCAUGGCAGCGGCCCCGCCGCGCCGCGCCCCGCGCUGAGCCCCGCCGGUCGCGGUGCCGCCGCAGUGCCAGCGCCAUGCCUCCCCAGGAGCUCCUGGAUUACGCGCCCGCCCUGCGGAGACACAGCCCGCCCCGCGGCAGCGGCCCGGAGCUGGGCAUCAAGUGCGUGCUGGUGGGCGACGGCGCCGUGGGCAAGACCAGCCUGGUGGUCAGCUACACCACCAACGGGUACCCCGACGAGUACCAGCCCACCGCCCUGGACACCUUCUCCGUGCAGGUCCUCGUGGAUGGAGCCCCAGUCCGGAUUCAGCUGUGGGACACUGCUGGACAGGAGGACUUUGACUGUUUGCGCUCUCUUUGUUACCCUGACACCGACGUCUUCCUUGUGUGCUUCAGUGUGGUAAACCCAAGCUCCUUCCAGAACAUUACAGAGAAGUGGAUCCCUGAGAUACGAACUCACAACCCCCGGGCGCCGGUGCUGCUGGUGGGGACGCAGGCAGACCUGCGGGACGACGUCAAUGUCCUCAUCAGCCUGGACCGCUACCACGUGAAGCCAGUGCCCCGGCCUCAGGCAGAAGGUCUAGCUGACAAAAUCCGGGCUGAAGCCUACCUGGAAUGCUCAGCACUGACCCAGAAGAACCUUAAGGAAGUUUUUGACAUGGCCAUUGUCAGCGGUGUCGAGCACAAGGCGCGUCAGGAAAAGAAGAUGACUGCCAAAGGCAUCAAGACUCUCUCCAAGUGCCGCUGGAAGAAGUUCUUUUGCUUUGUCUGAAGCUGCUUUGAGGGAGGGGAAAAGAAACAUCCAAUGCCAGUAUUGGCUCUGCACCUUCUUGGAGUGACUGCUCCUAUGGCCCCAGCAAGGAGGGUAUGAUAAGCUGCUGGGCUUGGAAACCUGUCUCUUGCUGGGUACAGUAUCAGAUGCCCAGGAGACAUGAACUAGAUUUCCACUGUGCUGAGAUGUGAAAUGGUCCAGGCAGCUAUAAUACCUGCUGGACAUGUCUGUAGUGUCCCAGACUAAUGGGAGCCUUUAAUGCAUCGAGACUCAGUACCUCAGAACAGGCAGGUUCCUUACAUUGUUCAAAAAUUUUUUGAACCAGUUUUCUGGUUGACGCUCACACACUUUCAGAGUUCUGAUGCAGCAUAAUAAACAUAAGGGACUUCUGAAAUCAGCCUGUGUUUUGGCUGAUUUAUAGGUGUGGCAGAGAGUAGGGCAGGGGCAGUUACAUGCAACUGCAAUGUGGUCAGGCAUGGGGUGCAGAGUUUGUAACAUGAGACUUGGGUUCCCCCUCUGGUUCCAUUUGCCAAGAUAGGUAGAAUUCACUUGGCUGUGAAAAAGCAGCACUCUUUCUCAAAGGCCCUGUACUAGGAGUUCUCUUGAGAAGGUAUUUCCUGAAUAAAGGGAGAAAAUGCACUGGGAGCUACAGUAAUACUUUGAGCAAAACCUUCUCUGAGAGGACUCUCUAGUCCACUGGGUGCCAGUGUUAUAGUCCUGUCCUAAGAGGUAGUUGUGGACUUGGGGACCAGCUUCGAAAGGCCUUUUGUGUGUAUGGUGUUUUGAAAGAAAGAAGAGGUGAGGAACAGUGAGAAGUGGCUCUGUCUAGCAGAGAAAAAACUGUGUCAGCAAACUACCAAGGGGUCAAAUGUAGAUGGAGAGAGAAGGAAGAAAAGGAAGCAACUAGGAAGGAGAAAGAUGGAAUGAAGAAAGGUAGAUGGAGAAGGAAAGAAGAAUGAAUGUUGUUAAUUGAAAGUUGUGGUUCUACUUAGUUGAGAUGCUAAUAUGCAGGGAAACCUUUAGGAACCUGAAAAUUUUGCUAGUGAUAUGAGAUUCAAAGUAAUAUUGUCUGUACAUUCAGUUCUGAAUCAAAAGGAGAGGCUUGUAGUGAGAGAGAGUUCCUCUUCAUUAGUAAUUCUCCAUUUCAGAUCUACACAGAAGAAUGGAAUUUACCUUGCACAGUUCUUCCUGAGGCUGCAGAACAGGAACAGAGGACUCAGGGCUUCUUUCUGUUACGCUUCUCUGUUUUAAAAGUCACUGCUUGAUCUGCUGAAAUCAAAAGCAAAGGAAAUCCAUUAAGUUUAUGCUGGAGAAAAUAAUUCCUUUUGUUUCACUCUCUUCCCCUCUCUCCUGUUUCUAAGGGGAUUAAUACCCCAGUGAGUCUAUCCACAUUUUAUUAUAUUUCCUUACAGAACUUGAAUCAACUUAUAAAUCUUCUUUUGCAGAGACAUUUCAUUUUGGUUUAUGUAGCAGAGGGCGUGACAGGUCUGUCAAUGAAUGCUUUUGAUACUCGGGGGGUUCUCUGCA
Messenger RNA from Oenanthe melanoleuca, 2401 nucleotides. It is a transcript of the gene RHOV, whose product is annotated as ras homolog family member V. Gene Ontology annotation, biological process: small GTPase-mediated signal transduction. The coding region runs from base 179 to 874 and encodes 231 amino acids. Lineage: Eukaryota; Metazoa; Chordata; Aves; Passeriformes; Muscicapidae. The record is from RefSeq and is a predicted model, not a curated record. The transcript is spliced from 3 exons. Gene Ontology annotation, molecular function: GTPase activity; GTP binding.